This is a messenger RNA of Dovyalis caffra, 249 nucleotides long. The record is from the annotation of a GenBank genome assembly. NCBI's taxonomy places the organism in Eukaryota, Viridiplantae, Streptophyta, Magnoliopsida, Malpighiales, Salicaceae.
AUGACGACGGAAAUCACUCUCACCCAGGCUAGUAGUGGCAGGAGGAUUGUAAUGCAGCUAGGCAUUAGCGAAGGAGGGCGGCGCUUAAAACAUGCACUAGACAUGUUUCUAUGUAAAGAUGACAUGAGAACAGUUGAUGGGAUUAGACCUAACUUCCCUACAGACAUUUGGAAUCAACUUAAAAAGGCUUUGGGGACCCUCCACAGUCCACCUUAUACAGUCAAAUUAUUUAAAAUAAAAGGAAAGUAG